Perkinsus marinus ATCC 50983 is the source of this 1089-nucleotide messenger RNA. RefSeq lists its product as hypothetical. The record is from RefSeq and is a predicted model, not a curated record. NCBI's taxonomy places the organism in Eukaryota, Perkinsozoa, Perkinsida, Perkinsidae. The coding region runs from base 1 to 1089 and encodes 362 amino acids. The transcript has 5 exons.
AUGCAGCAACAGGCAGUCGCCAAGAUGUUCGCCGGCCAGGAGCAGCUCCUUCCCUAUGGUGUACAGGAUAAUGUCGAGAAUGAGUUAGGAGAGAACUGCAAGCCCGACGAUUCUGCUCUUGAUGAGUCCGAGUCGUCUGUUCAUCGCUCGAGAGUGGUAGAGAGGGUCCCCAAUCAGACUCCACGAGCCGUAUGGCUCAAGAAUUUUUCGUGGUUGUCCGACGUAGCCACUACAGAAGACGGGAAGUAUCAGCUCGGGUGUAAGAUCUGUAUGUGGGCCAAGUCGAAUAAUCGUUUCCUUGCAUCUCAUCGUGUCAAGGAUGCCACGCUUGCGAGUGGUACGUUCAAUGGCCCGGCCAAAAAGGUAGCUGGUAGGCUCUCCAUUCACGAGAGCACAUCCCUGCACCAGCAUGCUCAGAGACAGUGGAAUAGAUUCGAGACAGAGGUGGCUCCUGUAUCCCAGUUGAUUUCGUCUGUGGCGCAGAAGCAGUCCAAAGAGCACCCUAGUGCUCUUCUGAAGGUGUUGCUUUGUCUGCAAUUCCUCUUGAGGCAGGGAGUGGCCAUUCGCGGACAUAUCGACCGAGAUGCCAACUUCUGGAGACUGCUUGACUUCGUCGCGGAGGACUGCACUGUUCUGUCUAACUGGGUGGCCAGAACAUCGAAACGAUCUGGGAUUCUCCUAAGCGAAUGGCCUCACUCUCUCGAAUUGCUGAUGCCGAUGGCACGACCGCGAAACGGUUGCGACCGAUCUGCCCAACUCGUUGGGUGCUCAGAAAUUCUGUACCGCUGUGGGAUAGAGGCGUUGGAGCAACGAUUCGAGAAUGAUGACUUCAACCGCAUCAUGCGGCUAGAGCUUCUAUUGACCAUUCCUCCCACUUCAUGCGAACCAGAGCGUAGCUUUAGAGCGAUGGGACGCCUCAAAAGUGCUCUGCGCUCUACUAUGGGUCAACCGCGUCUCGAGGCUGUCAUGCGGUGCCAUAUAUACCGCGAUCUCAUGUACGAUCUCGAUUUGAUGAAGGUUGCUAAUAGGUUUAUUGAUGCCAACUCCGUGGAAAAGAGUCAUCUUCAUUCCUUCGAGAUAAAAGAGUAG